AUGUCGACCACGUAUAUUCUGGGCUCCAUCAACCAGAGUCGCGGCUCCGACUACGAUGUUGUGCCAGAGGGCCCUAUCGCUGGGCUCCCAUCGCCUAUGCCCUCUGUCGCAGAUAUCAUCUACCCUCAUUUGACUUGGUCGACGCUUUGGUUCACGCUGCUAUGUGGCUUUGUCGCGUUGAAUAUGAAGAAUAUGCCGUUCAUGUGGCACAUGCGGCUUGUCAAUGCCUUUCGUUUCGUUUUGAGAACUCAGCGGCCUGCCGUGCCACUGAAACCGAUGCACAUCUUUCAACCAAUCAUUACAUCAUCAACGGCGCAACUUAUGGAGAUAGACUUCAAUAUUCACAAAUCUAAUUCGUCAUACUUCUCAGAUGCCGACAUCGCCCGGGCUCACCUUGUCUGCACCUUAUUCUCCAAAGGGAUUGAGCAGAUGCGUGGCGGAACUGCGGCGUACACAGGGUCCGGCAAGCCACUGUUCGGAUUUGCUCUAGGCGCGGUCUCAUGCAACUUCAAGCGCGAGAUACGUCCACAGGAGCAGUAUGAAAUGUGGUCUAAGAUCUUGACUUGGGACGAGAAAUGGAUCUACGUCGUCACCCACUUCGUCCGCAAAGGUGCCGUGAAACCAAAGAACUAUUCGUUAUACCCGGAGCAGUUCCCUGGUCAGAUUUUGGCCGAGAAGUCGUCUAGCAGUGACGAGAACUGUGAUGUCGGCUCGGACAAGGUCAUCUUCGCUACCGCGCUUAGCAAAUGCGUCUUCAAGGCCGGCCGAAAGACUGUCUCACCGGAGACCAUGUUCCAAAUUUCCGGGCUAUUGCCAGCGGGUAAUUCCGAUGACAAGGAAUUUGACGAGGUCACACUGCGGCAAAUUGAGGAGCAGAGGCAAAAGGGGCUUGUUACCGCGCAGUCGCUGACGGCGCAAACUCAACAAAAACUCGAAGCUGAGUUCGACCCUGCUGGUUGCGAGGCCUUGGGUAAGCACACCGACGGAGCGGGCAUCGUUGGGGUAGUGAACACCCUCAUGCAGCUGGCACAUCUGAAAAAGUCGCAAAUUUUAUGA
Messenger RNA from Annulohypoxylon truncatum, 1056 nucleotides. RefSeq lists its product as uncharacterized. The coding region runs from base 1 to 1056 and encodes 351 amino acids. The record is from RefSeq and is a predicted model, not a curated record. The transcript has 2 exons. NCBI's taxonomy places the organism in Eukaryota, Fungi, Ascomycota, Sordariomycetes, Xylariales, Hypoxylaceae.